Messenger RNA from Anguilla anguilla (European eel), 6578 nucleotides. It is a transcript of the gene arhgef12b, whose product is annotated as Rho guanine nucleotide exchange factor (GEF) 12b. The coding region runs from base 1766 to 6142 and encodes 1458 amino acids. Gene Ontology annotation, cellular component: cytoplasm. Gene Ontology annotation, molecular function: guanyl-nucleotide exchange factor activity; G protein-coupled receptor binding. The record is from RefSeq and is a predicted model, not a curated record. Gene Ontology annotation, biological process: intracellular signal transduction; G protein-coupled receptor signaling pathway. The transcript is spliced from 40 exons. Lineage: Eukaryota; Metazoa; Chordata; Actinopteri; Anguilliformes; Anguillidae.
UAUACCCAGAAGUGAGGCAGAGAUUGCGCGCGGCGGAGUGAUAGAAAGAUACUGCAAAUUUGCUGGAAAAGUCAUGGAAUAUUUAGGAAAAAAUGAAUAAUCGCACAGCAACGUAGCUACAGUAAGAGCGCAAAGGUUCGCAAUCAGGACUAUGCGGUAUUGAUUACGAAAUUGCUGUUCUCCUCUUGUGAAUAACUACACCUACGUGGUCGAGAAAAUAACAACUAAGGGAAUUCCGCUGAGAAACAGGACAGCAAAACUACUGGAUUGUGAAAACAUGGAGACAAGGGGAGAAGCGAGCCGAGUCCAAGUUUUGGGAUUUUGAACCUGAAAUAAAACAUCAGGGAAUUCUUGGGGUCCUUUUAAACAGAAAAUGCUGUGGACUUUUAAUUCGACGCUCGGUUGUUUUUUUCGCUCACUAGAUGUUGGUGAAUUGAUUAUUUAGGAGCAGAAGGAAAAUCGGCGAGCUAGCCUAAACUUAGCUAGCAGCUAGCUACUGUAACGUUAGCUAACAUCAAAGAACAGUAAAGUUUUCUGCCGGAGAGCUCGUCUGAUUGUUUAAAUGAAAACCGUUUCAUUUUGGGUGUCUGUGAAAGGAAAACCGCUUUAAAGACUUAGAUGCACGAUUUUGAAAUGAGUUGGGACUUGUAAACAAGAAAAGUGGCUACGGUUUCCAGAAGUCUCGAAGGGAGAGUGGAAGGUGUUUUUUUUUUCUUUUUUGGGGAAAAAGUCUUUCCUUUUUUCACCAGUAGUAUACGGUAUCACGAAAGCAAAGAGGCCUAUUUCGAGACGGUGAAAGAUUUCUUGUGAAAAACCGAUGCCACAUAUUCAACGAGGAAUACAGCAGCGAUUCCCAAUUACGGGUUAGAAGUUCGUUACGGAUUAUUUUUCUCUUUGUUAUGAAAGUAUCCGAAAUCCCUACGAACACGACUGAAGAUAUUCACAAGCUGCAACCUACAGCGAUGCAGACUGGGAACACUAGCAUGGGAACAUUUCUGACGGGAAACUGAGAAGGAAAAAAAUUACAGCCUAUCUCGUAAUAGACUACAUCUAUCUGUCCGUCAGUUAGACAAAAUCUUUUUUUUUUUAAUCCCACAAAAAGCAACGGACAAAAAGUGAUGAUAACCGCUUUAAAUGAAAACAGGAAUAAUCGUGCAAGUGGACAGAGACGAAGAGUUGGAAAACGAGGAGAGUAUAUGGUUAUUUUGUGGGGAAACAAAUUAACAAUAGGUAUAGCUAACGUUAGCUAGCUAAUACUUCUCUGGCGGUAUUGACAAAGGCGGCUGCUGCUACGGUGGCAGACGAAGCGUGUUGGAGAGUCCGGGUUAGCAUUUUUAUUCUGAUAAAAAGCAUUAUCUAGUAUAGGCUAUAUCCAUUCCCUCAUUAAAUAUUUCCUGCUACUCCGAGAUAAACGUAGGAUUGCACAGCAGCAAACAUUUUUGCGCAUUUGUGGGUUAUUUUAUAAGAAGGAUAUUUGUUUACACGUUACACUGUGAUUUACGAUGUUUUUCCUUUCUUCUGUUCAUAUUACGAAGGAAAUAAAUAGCUAACCGUUCACAAAAACAACGGGGAUCCAGUGUUAACUAGCAUAUUUUAUAAGCUGAUAUUUCAGUCAACUGUCAUCAUUGCUCCUCGUUUUCAAACGUAUAUCACCUUGACGGAUAUUAAGGAGGGACCUGCUACUUUCCACAACACGGAUGGUUUUUGUUUUUUGGUAAGAUGCUAAUUGGAUAAAAGCCGAAGACAAACUAGAAACAAAAGCCCAAUGAGCGGCACACAGUCUACAAUCACUGACAGGUUUCCCAAAAAAGCGACCAGGGCAAGCAGCAUUCUCAGCAAGGACCACCCCCCAGACAAGAAGCCCAAGAGUGACAAACAGACCACGCCCCCUUCGCAUGAGUUUGACCCUACAGGGCUCGUCCAGCGAUGUGUGAUCAUUCAGAAAGAUGAGAAUGGCUUUGGGCUGACCGUGAGCGGAGACAACCCCGUGUUCGUCCAGCUGGUCAAAGAGGAUGGCGCCGCAAUGCGGGCUGGCGUUCAGACCGGUGACAGGAUCAUUAAGGUGAACGGGACCUUAGUGACGCAUUCAAACCAUGUAGAAGUCGUGAAGCUGAUUAAGUCGGGCUCCUAUGUGGCCCUCACGGUUUUGGGGCGGCCCCCGGGCUUGCCCCAGAUCCCCCUGUCGGAGGGCGAGGGGGACGUCGGGCUGCCCUCCACGACGUCGCCGCACUCUCCGGGCCCGGCCGGGGGGGACCGCACCUCCAGCACCUCCAGCCCCUCCGACAGGAUCACCGCCCCGCUGCCCGUCUGGGAAGAGAAUAAUAUCGUUCACUCCCAGAAGGUGGACAUCUUGCAGAAGAUGCUGACCAAGGAGCAGCAGGAUUUACAGGCCAUGAAGGAGGAGUACAGCAGGAACCCCACUCCUAAACUACUGAAGGGCAUUCAGGAAGCCAAGAAGCACAUUCCACAGCUACAGGGCCAGCUGAGCAAGGCCACCGGGGGCACGCAGGAUGGCCUUCCUUCCCCUCGGCCAGGGGAUGUGCUGCAUUUGAGCGAAGCUGAAGAUGGCAGCGCAGGCGAUGCAGAUCAGAUACUCUCCUCACGCAGCGAUAGCUGGGCCAACAGCACCCCUGUCACUCCCAGCCUGCCCUCCACCUUCCCAGAGAGCCCGUGCCAAAGAGACACGCCCUGUAACAGCCCAAAGACCACGCCCAGGGACAGCCUCAACUCCUGCCCCUCCCCCGAAACAGAGGACACGCCCGACCCGGACUCUCACUCCCAGUCCAGUGUGGGAAGCCCCUCCCCCCGCCUCGCCCCGCAGAUCAUUGGAGCGGAGGAUGACUACUUUGACACUGAGCAGGAACAGAUAAAUGGCCAGUGUAGUUGUUUCCAGAGUAUUGAGCUGCUGAAAUCUCGCCCUGCUCACCUGGCUGCCUUCCUCCACCACGUGGUCUCACAGUUUGAACCCGCCCCGCUGCUCUGCUACCUCUACGCUGACCUGUACAAACAGACCAAUUCCAAAGAGACCCGUCGGAUCUUCAUGGACUUCCACACGUUCUUCAUGGACCGAGCCGCGAAUCUUAAAGUCGCCGUACCAGAGUCCAUUGCCUCUGAACUGGAGCGGCGGAGGCCAGAGCUGAUCCCGGAGGAGCUCCACAGGCAGUAUGUGCAGGUUCUGCAGGACAGUCUGGUCCCCGACAUACAGAAAAACCUGGAGGACUUCAGGCAGAAGCGCAGCAUGGGCCUGACGCUGGCCGAGGCGGAGCUCGUGCGGCUGGACACGGAGCGGGUCAGAGACCGCGUGGCGCUGGAGAGGGAGCGCUCCUGCGCCGAACACAUCAUCUCCAAGAUCGAGGAAGUGCUGCUGACGUCACAGCCCACAGAAGAGGAGAAGUGCAGCACCAUGCAGUUUGUCAUUCUGACCUAUAUGAAGCAGCUGGGUGUGAGGGUGAAGGAGCCCCGGGGCCUGGAGCCCAAACGAGUCCGCAUACAUUUCCUGCCCAAGAUAAAGAAGAGCAUAAAGAUUGAAAAAGAAGGGGAAGAGAAAGUGAAGAAGCCUCGAUUUCCCAGCAUCCUCGGCCCUCCCAGGCGACCCAGUCGAAUCGACGCCCCCUCGAUAGGCAGAGCCAUGGAGAUGAAUAAGCCGCGGCCGCAGAAGCAGCUGUCCCAGCCAGCGAUGAACAUCGCGGAGUACGCGGACCCCAGCCGCGCCCGGGGCAGCCAGUCCAGCGAGGGCUCGGAGACCCCGGCGCUCACCACCUCCCCUCCCUUCAGCCCCUCCAUCACCCAGAGCCCCGAGGGAGGCGGCCGCGAUUCGGACAGCGGCCUCACGCCCUCCUCCGCCCUCCCCAGGGUGGGUGAGGGCCUGCACACGAGCGACGCCCUGGACGGCACGCCCCACACGCCCAGCACCCACUUCGACUUCAGCUCCUGCAGCGUGGAGCAGAGGCAGGACGAGGAGCGCGACAGCGACAGGGCUCCGGACGGGGGCACACCCAGGCCCAUCAGGAGAAUGGACACUCUGGGCAGUGCUGAGCUCCAGAGCGAGGAUGACCAGGGUAAUGAAACGGAGCUGGAGCAGGACCCGCCCAACUGGCAGCAGCUUGUGAGCCGGGAGGUGCUGGCUGGGCUCACGCCGCACGAGAUCAAGAGACAGGAAGUCAUCAACGAGCUGUUCUACACGGAGCGUGCUCACUUGCGCACGCUCAAGGUGCUGGACAGUGUGUUCUGUCAGAAGCUCACCAGAGAAGCCAUCCUUCCUGCUGCAGACAUCAAGAACAUCUUCACCAACCUGGAGGAAAUCGUUCAGCUGCACGUUUCCAUAUCUGACCAGAUGAGCGCGAUCAGGAAGAAGACCGAGACGACUGUCGUGGACCUGAUAGGAGACGACCUGCUGUCCUGGUUCGGCGGCGGCGAGGAGGAGAAGAUCAAGCGAGCGGUCGGCACCUUCUGCAGCAACCAGCCCUUCGCCCUGGAGCUCAUCAAGACCCGGCAGAAGAAGGACGCGCGCUUCUCCUCCUUCAUGCUGGAGGCGGAGAGUAACCGCCUGUGCCGCAGGCUCCAGCUGAAGGACAUCAUCCCGGCCGAGAUGCAGAGGCUCACCAAGUACCCCCUCCUCCUGGAGAACAUCGCCAAGUACACAGAGGACGCUGAGGAGAAGGAGAAGGUGAAGAGGGCAGGGGAGUGCUGUAGACAGAUACUCAACUAUGUCAACCAGGCAGUGAAAGAAGCUGAGAAUAAACAGAGGCUGGAAGACUACCAGAGAAGGCUAGACCUGUCAUCAUUGAAACAGAGCGAGAACCCCAUGAUCUCGGAGUUCAAGAAUCUGGACUUGACCAAGAGGAAGAUGGUGCAUGAGGGACCUCUCUCCUGGAAGGUCAACAAAGAUAAGACAAUCGAGCUGUACACGCUGCUCCUGGAGGACAUCCUGGUGCUGCUGCAGAAGCAGGACGAGCGCCUGGUGCUCAAGUGCCACAGCAAGAACCUGGCAGGCACGGCCGACACCAAGCACAUCUUCAGCCCCAUCAUCAAGCUCAACACCGUGCUGGUGCGCUCCGUCGCUACAGACAACAAAUCCUUCUUUGUGCUGUCCAUGUCCGAUAACGGAGCCCAGAUCUAUGAGCUGAUGGCGCAGACUGUGUCCGAACAGAGAACGUGGCAGUGUCUGAUCACGCAAAGGGCGGACUCCAUGAAGACGAAAGCGCACAAUGUCAUUCCUUUACCUCAGACGGACGGGGAGCGCGACGCAGUGGAGAUGAUCGGCGCCGGAGUCAAACUGAACAAGGACCCGGACCGCACUUCCACCGGAAGCAUCCAGUCCCCUGAGAAGGAUGGCAGCACCUCUUCCGCAGGGGUGACGCAGACCCCGCCCCCGGGGUCCAACCCCUUCGAGGAGAUCAAAGCGGGGGAGGAAGGGGCGGAGCUGGAGCGGGAGGGGGAGGAGGUGCCGUACCUGGAGCCCGACCUCGCCGACAGGCUGCCCUUCCUGCCGCAGAGGUCGCGCCAGGGCGUGGCCGUGGACGACGACGACGCCGACCCCUUCUGCUUGCCCCCCUCCAGAGCGGAGGAGGCCCUGCGCACCUUGGCUACUCUACGGCAGGUCCUGUUAAGCCAGAUGAUGGCCCAGGAGGAGGGCGAGAGGGCGGGGCGAGCCGGCGGGGGCGGGCGGCUCCUGAGGACCACCUCGCUGAGGGGCCCCAUGGAGAGCACGGGGGCCCGGGUGUCCUCGGCCCCGCUCCGGUCCCCGGAGAACGGAGGCGGGAGGGAGGAGGCGGCUCGAGCGCUGGCCUCCGGGGACACGGGCUUCUUCGAGAGCUCGGAGGACUGCGCAGGUAGCUAUAUGGUUCUGGAAGGAUACGGGGGCUUGGGGGAGAGCAGCACCGAUGAGGACCUCCAGGGCGGCGAGAAAGAGCUGGGAGCUCGAUGGGUCUCGGCGGCAGACUCCGGGAUCGACCUGAAGAAGCUGCUCUCAGCCUCCUCGCAGCCAGGGGGCGCCCCUAACCUCAGCCGGCAGGUCAUGACACACCUGCGCGUGCUGCAGGCCAGCCUGCAAUACCUGAAGGAUGUGGAGAACAGAUAUAACCAACUACGCCAAAGUAUGGCAGCAGCUACUGACACAGACGAGAACAAAGACAAGAGUUAGUGCUGGCGGAGCUGCCCAGGCCCUGUGUCCAAACAUGAGGGAAGCGAUGGGGAUGGAGGGAGGGGCAGCCUCUUGUCUCUCUCCUUUGGGACGUCCCAUUACAGCCUGUGCCCCUAAUCCCCCCACCUCCCACCAGCCAACCCCCCCUCCCCAAAUUACUGCUGAGCCCCUAACCUCACAGAGACUGAAGAGAGCGAGUGAGAGGGAUGGAGGAGGGGCUUCCAAGAGGCUCCUCCCCUCUGCCAGCACAAGGCAAUCAGGGAGACAGACUGCCCUCAGAUGCAUGCUCUGGCCCCGCCUCUACCACAGUGACCCCACCCAACCCUACCAUUUUUGGGUCCACCCAGCCUCCCCCUCCCCCCUUCAUUCUACCAAUCCGAACAAAAACGAACUAUACCAAAAUGUAUAAAGCUUUGUGUUUAGAAUAUAUUAAACA